AUGCCGUAUAUGCUGGUAUCUACGCAAAUUCGACUUGAAGCUGGACCAACAUACGUUGGAGAUGGCGACAGUGACAUAGAUUUGAUGGGAAGGUUACAAGCUAAACCAUCUCAACAGCUGGGAAACGAGUUUGAGUAUUCUACUCCUCUAUCUCCUCGCUUAGUCCUAAAUCUUUUGGAAAAAGAAGGUUGGAAGGUUAUUGGCAUGGCGGGCAUAGGACAAACAUGUGCAUGGACCUUAUAUAAGGACAAAUGA
This is a messenger RNA of Strongylus vulgaris, 255 nucleotides long. NCBI's taxonomy places the organism in Eukaryota, Metazoa, Nematoda, Chromadorea, Rhabditida, Strongylidae. The record is from the annotation of a GenBank genome assembly.